UGAGUUCGCUGUCGAGCGUCGGUGACUCGCUAUCAAGUUGACACUUUAAAGUGUUAAAAAAGAAAGAGAGAAAAAAUGAAUAAACGAUUGACAGAACGAGAAAGAUAGCGCAUAGGGAAAACAACCCUCAAAUUUAUAGAAGAGAAGGGAACGAAAAAAGAAAAAGAAAAACACAGAGUUGAAUAAUAUCAAGAAAUGGGAGAUUCAAGUGACUCAGUCUCCAUUGAUAUGGAGACGCCUUCUCUUAGUGGAAAGGAGUAUGUCAUCGAAACUUGCUAUGGUCAUGUGUCUGUUUCUGUACAUGGAGACCAAGACAAACCAGCUCUUGUUACUUAUCCUGAUUUAGCUCUAAAUCAUAUCUCGUCUUUUCAAGGAUUAUUAUUUUGUCCUGAAGCAUGCUCGUUGCUUCUUCACAACUUUUGCAUAUAUCAUAUCAGUCCUCCUGGGCAUGAGUUAGGAGCUGCAACAAUUAGCCCCGAUGACCCUUUGCUUUCUGUUGAUGACUUGGCAGACCAAAUUGCUGAGGUUCUUAACUAUUUUGGACUUGAUGCAGUGAUGUGUAUGGGGGUUACAGCUGGAGCUUACAUUCUUACUCUAUUUGCUAUGAAAUACAGGCAACGCGUCCUUGGCUUGAUACUUAUUUCUCCUCUAUGCAAUGCACCCUCUUGGACAGAAUGGCUGUAUAAUAAGGUCUUGUCUAAUUUACUAUACUAUUAUGGAAUGUGUGGAGUUGUGAAGGAAUUAUUGCUUAAGCGGUAUUUCAGCAAGGAAGCUCUUGGUAGUGCUCAAGUACCAGAAUCAGAUGCAGUCCAGGCCUGCAAAAGAUUGCUGGAUGAAAGGCAGGGUUUAAAUGUAUGGCGAUUUCUUGAAGCAAUAAAUGGGAGACAAGACAUUAGUAAUGGAUUGAGAAAACUACUUUGUUGCUCACUAAUAUUUGUUGGCGAGAACUCUCCGUUUCAUUUUGAGUCUCUUGACAUGACCUCAGAACUAGACAGAAGAUAUAGUGCCUUAGUAGAGGUUCAGGCAUGUGGGUCAAUGGUGACAGAGGAGCAGCCCCAUGCCAUGUUAAUACCAAUGGAGUGCUUUCUCACAGGAUACGGUAUGUACAGGCCGCCAAAGUUAAGUGUUAGUCCAAGAAGUACUUUGAGUCCAAUUUGCAUUUCCCCAGAGCUCCUCUCACCGGAAAGCAUGGGCUUGAAGUUAAAACCGAUAAAAACACGAAUAUCUCUAGAAGUCUAAAGGAUAUGGAUGGUUGGGGAGAAUGCUUUUUGUAAUCUUAUUUAUUGGAGGAGUUUGUAAUUUCUUUGAUUGGUUGGGACAUUAUUGGAGGAUUAGAAGAUUGUACAUGGAAGGAAAGGAGGAAAAGAUACAAGGGAAAAAUAUUUAGAAAGAAAGCAGAUGUUGCCAUUCAUGUUGCCAUUCUUUUAUUUGUAAUCAUAGACUUCAGUCCAGGUUGAGAGUGGGUUCAGUUGUAAAUCCUUGAUUUUAUUCUAAGCAAAUAAUGACGGUGACAAUAAAGGGUGGGCGUUGAACUUGUGUUUUCACAGGUUUUAUAGUACAUAUAUAUUUUUUCU
Messenger RNA from Populus nigra (black poplar), 1574 nucleotides. RefSeq names its product protein NDL2-like. NCBI's taxonomy places the organism in Eukaryota, Viridiplantae, Streptophyta, Magnoliopsida, Malpighiales, Salicaceae. Bases 196 to 1239 code for a protein of 347 amino acids. The record is from RefSeq and is a predicted model, not a curated record. The transcript has 11 exons.